AUGAGAUAUAAUCGGGGUGAAAGAUGUCGGGGUGAAGGCAGGGAUCUUAGCGUAGCUGAACGUGUAGCUGUGAAAACAAAAGGAUGUGGAUGUAGAGCAAGAAUUAAGAUAAUGUUUUUGGAUUAUCCUGAUCAAACAGGAUGGGUGAUCAAAGCAGAUCUAGGGAUAAGUGGCAUGCAUAAUCAUGAGUUCAUUCAUUAUCAUGAGGGCCACCGACCCAUUAUCGGCCUUAGUCCUGCGAUAGAGGUUUUCGCUCGCGAUAUGAUUAAGUCGCAUGUUAGGCUUGCUAGUAUCAUGAAAGCCGUUAAUGAGAAAUUUUACGAUGAUCAUCCAAAUAUGAGACUCUUGUACAACCUCAAGGAAAAGGAUAGAAUGGAAGCAAUGGAUGGUAGAGACGUGGUACAACAAUUCCUACACCUUGAUCAAGAGUACAACUACAUUUAUUGGAUAAGACAAGACGAGGAGACAAAUGUAAUGACACAGGCGUUCAUAGUGCACCCUCGUUACAACUGGGUGUUAGACAAGUUUAGGUUGCUUAUUGGGGUGAAGGUUGACCCUGUUACACUCAUAACUGACCGUGACUUGGGUCUUAUGAAAGCGGUACGAGAUGUGUUCCCUAACUCUGCACAUUUGAUGGGUUAUUUAGCGGUCAUUGAAUGCAUAAGAGAUAUUUACAGAUAUUGGCAUGGAACCAUCAAAUAUGUUGAAAUCACUUGGCUUGUGUACAAAGAGAAGUUUGUUCGGGCAUGGACGGACAUUGUUCUUCAUCUUGGGAAUACGUGCACUAGUCGAGUUGAAAGUGCACACUCAGCUCUGAAGUCUUGGGGUUUUAGUAGUGCAUGUGCAUUACACCAUAUUUUCUAUUUCUCAUAG
Molecule: messenger RNA, 873 nt
Organism: Beta vulgaris subsp. vulgaris (sugar beet)
Lineage: Eukaryota; Viridiplantae; Streptophyta; Magnoliopsida; Caryophyllales; Amaranthaceae
Exons: 3
Coding region: 1-873 (290 amino acids)
Source: RefSeq, a predicted model, not a curated record